ACACUCUAAAGUUUAAAAAAGUAAAAAUGGCAGCUACCAUAGUGAGAAACAUCGGGUCAAAGCUGGGCAAGAACCUGAGGGAGGUCAGGAUCCAUCUGUGCCAGAGGUCUCCGGCGAGUCAGGGGGUCAGAGACUUUAUUGAACAGAACUAUGUGGAGCUGAAAAAGGCCAAUCCAGACUUUCCUAUAUUAAUCAGAGAAUGCUCAGAGGUUCAGCCUAAACUAUGGGCAAGAUAUGAAUUUGGAAAGGAGGCGAGUGUCUCCCUUAAUAAUCUAAAGGCUGAACAAGUAGCCAAAGCCUUGGAGUCUGUUGCAAACAGCAAGCCAUAAUAAAUCCCAUGUCACCAUACCAAUAGAUACAUUUUGCCUUGAUGGACUCUGUACAAGAUGGUAAAGAACUUUGCAUUUUGGACUGUAUUGUAUCAAUCGCAU
Molecule: messenger RNA, 431 nt
Organism: Rana temporaria (common frog)
Lineage: Eukaryota; Metazoa; Chordata; Amphibia; Anura; Ranidae
Product: NADH dehydrogenase [ubiquinone] 1 alpha subcomplex subunit 2-like
Exons: 1
Coding region: 27-329 (100 amino acids)
Source: RefSeq, a predicted model, not a curated record